UGUCAUGUUACUUACUCCGUUAAUGUUUUCUUUUUAUCCUUAUUCUUUUUAUUCUUAUAUUCAUAAAAAUUCAUGCUACUCUUCAAUGUGUUCUACCUAGGUUAUAGCAUUGCAGUACAGCUAAAACGAACAGACUAAAGUAAAAUUUGUUUAAUUGUUACGUUAUUCAUCUGUGAAUAUGUUGCGAAGAACGAGCAGUUUAUUACCAUCAAUCACCACUUAUGGGUACAAAAUAAGUAACAGAUAUUUAAAUUUUGUACCGGUUGUAGUGGAGCAAAGUGGACGUGGUGAACGAGCAUACGACAUUUACUCGCGCUUACUGAAGGAACGCAUUAUUUGCCUUAUGGGACCGAUUACAGAUAAUGUAUCCUCUGUGGUAAUUGCUCAACUUCUCUUUCUUCAAUCAGAAAGUAGUAAAAAUCCAAUUCAUAUGUACAUUAAUUCGCCUGGUGGGAGUGUAACAGCGGGACUCGGAAUUUACGACACCAUGCAAUACGUUCUCCCACCUGUAGCCACAUGGUGCGUAGGUCAGGCAUGUUCCAUGGCCAGUCUGCUUUUGGCAGCUGGAGCCAAGGGCAUGCGUCAUUCCUUACCAAAUGCCAGAAUCAUGACGCAUCAACCAUCAGGAGGAGUGCAAGGACAGGCUACAGAUAUUCAAAUUCAAGCACUAGAAAUUCUCAAAUUGAAAAAACAGAUCAAUGGAUUGUAUGUCAAGCAUACUGGACAGGAUCUAGAAAAAAUAGAAAGCAGUAUGGAAAGGGACAAUUUUAUGAGCCCAACACAAGCCAAGGAGUUUGGUUUAAUAGACAAAGUGUUAGCACACCCUAUGCAAGAGGAAACAGCAGAAGCAGAGAUAGAAAAAACAAGCAAUAUGCCAACUCAGCUUUGAUUGUGCUGGACGCGAUAGGAUAUAGUAUAUACAGUUUUUAUUUCUUUGAAGGAUGUAUAAAAAAGAGAAAACGUACGUAUCAAUAUUUAAUAAUAAUAAAAUAUUUAUAAAACAA
Odontomachus brunneus is the source of this 1004-nucleotide messenger RNA. RefSeq names its product ATP-dependent Clp protease proteolytic subunit, mitochondrial (gene ClpP). Lineage: Eukaryota; Metazoa; Arthropoda; Insecta; Hymenoptera; Formicidae. The transcript is spliced from 5 exons. Gene Ontology annotation, cellular component: endopeptidase Clp complex. Bases 179 to 889 code for a protein of 236 amino acids. The record is from RefSeq and is a predicted model, not a curated record. Gene Ontology annotation, biological process: protein quality control for misfolded or incompletely synthesized proteins. Gene Ontology annotation, molecular function: ATP-dependent peptidase activity; ATPase binding; serine-type endopeptidase activity.